AUCCUCCUUCUCACAUCACAUGGGACUGGACUGGGAGUGCCAAUGCCUCCAGCCCAGCUUGCCUGCCACCUGGUCUUGACCCUCUCCUGGAUAGGAGGAGCAGCAGCCAGAGGGACAUCAAACUGUGCUGCCUGCGUGUGUGUCUUCUUUCUUGCCUCUCCCUUCUUCAACCUUUGCUAGCUUGCCAGGGAGGGAGUCCAUGAAUUCCAGCAGAAGCCUCCUCUCUUCGCCCCUCUUUGCUAGCUCGUCUCCAAACUUCAGGAGCAGUGCUUCCGUCUCCUCCUCCCCAUCCCCAUCCCGCACCACAGUUCCAAUGAUACAUGACACCAGCAGCAGCAGAGCAUCCACGGCGUGCCACUACUCGCCGUCGCUUGUGGCAGAGGAGCAGCUUCACGGCUCCAAAGACACCUUGACCUUGAAGGGCGAGAAGGCUUUGCUCGAGUUGCUUCUAGGCAUGGCUCUGGACCAGCACGUUGACGGCAGGAAGCUCAUUACCCAACAGGAGGCUGAGGAUAGUGAUUUCGAGAGCUAUUUGAGAGAAGCAACAAGCCGAGUGCUUUACCAGCCAACAUUCAUCAGUGAAGAGGAUGAUGAUGAUGAUUCUGUUUCGGAGAGCUCUUCAGCAUCAUUGGCCAAACCAGCUGGAACAUUGGAUCUUGGCAAGCUGACAGAGGAACCACAGUUGGAUGUACCACAGCCUCACCGCCGCAGUGUGGAUCCAAACCAUUCGUAUGAUCAAGUGUUUAUUAGAUCCACUCGGUUACUGGAGAGGAGAUCCAAGAAACGCAACGGCGGCCACAGGGCUUUGGAUAAUGGUGUGGCGUGCAGUGGUGUGAACUCAAAGAGAAAAGACAAGUUUGGCAGAGUUCUUGAUCCAGACGAGCCUUUUAGGUUGUUUCUACGGGAUCGAGAGACGACAGAGUUCUUGACAGCGAAAGAGGAGAAACAGAUGUUCAGUCAAAUACAGAAUCUUAUGAAGCUGGAGGGGGCUCAGCGUAACCUGCAAGCUCAGUGUGGUCGUGAACCAACAGUUGAAGAGUGGGCUCAAGCCGUAGGAAUGAGCUGCAGGGAGCUGCAAUCCUGUGUGCGCACCGGAAGACGGUGCCGAGAGAAGAUGGCCCGCUCCAACUUCCGCCUUGUGAUACAUGUUGCUAGGAAAUAUGAAGGAUGUGGCCUUGACAUUCAGGACCUGGUUCAGGAUGGAUGCUGUGGGUUGAUGAAAACCUUUGAGAAGUUCAACCCGAGCAAGGGAUGCAGAUUCCCGACCUACGCGUACUGGUGGAUACGCCAGUCGAUCAAAAAGUCCAUCUUCAAGAAUUCAAGACUAAUCCGGUUGCCGGAGAGUGUGUAUGCACUUUUGAGGAAGGUGGGCAAAGCGAGGAUGGAAUGCAUAAUGGACGGGGAGCAGCCGACGAACGAGGUGGUGGCAAGGCGUGCUGGCAUCACGAUUGAAAAGCUGGCGAAACUGAGAGCGAAAACCAGGAAAGUACGGUCCAUGCAGGAUCGAGUCUGGUCAGACGACGGUGUGACAUACCAGGAGAUCACCGAGGACCCCAACAUUGAAGGUCCUGAGGUGAGCGUGGACAGGCUGAUGAUGCGGCAGCAGGUGCGCAGCUUCCUGACGGGGAUCCUGAGCCCCCGGGAGAAGGAGAUCAUCGAGCACCGGUUCGGCAUCCACGACGGCCAGCCCAAGACCCUGCAUGUCAUCGGCGACAUGUACGGCCUGUCCAAGGAGAGGAUCCGCCAGGUGCAGAACAAGGCCCUGGACAAGCUCAGAAACAGCAUCUCAGCACAGGGCUUCCACGUCUACUUUGAUUUGCUAACUUAAGACUCUUCAACACGCAAACAUUACAUGUACAAUGACAUUCCAUUCUGCCAAUGGGUAUAUUAUGUAUAGAUAGACGAAGAAUUCAUGUUUUUUUCCUUUCCCUUUUGCCAUUUGACAUUCAUUCAUCCUUGUACUCAACAAUGGAUACUCAUACAUGGUUGUUUGAGGAGCAAAGCUUACUUUAAAUGUAUGGAUGUACGUUUAAGUGCACAUAUGUUUAUGAAA
Messenger RNA from Zea mays, 2053 nucleotides. RefSeq names its product sigma-like factor 6. The transcript is spliced from 9 exons. The coding region runs from base 200 to 1828 and encodes 542 amino acids. The record is from RefSeq and is a predicted model, not a curated record. NCBI's taxonomy places the organism in Eukaryota, Viridiplantae, Streptophyta, Magnoliopsida, Poales, Poaceae. Gene Ontology annotation, biological process: regulation of DNA-templated transcription; DNA-templated transcription initiation. Gene Ontology annotation, molecular function: DNA-binding transcription factor activity.